This is a messenger RNA of Mytilus californianus (California mussel), 1987 nucleotides long. RefSeq lists its product as uncharacterized. Bases 75 to 1460 code for a protein of 461 amino acids. The transcript has 13 exons. NCBI's taxonomy places the organism in Eukaryota, Metazoa, Mollusca, Bivalvia, Mytilida, Mytilidae. The record is from RefSeq and is a predicted model, not a curated record.
UAAUGUCAUGCGCGUAAAAGAAAACGUGACUACUGUGUUGGACAUGAAGUUUGCUUGAGUGCAGUUUAUCUUAGAUGUCAGAAUUAUGUAUGCAAUUUACAUCUCGAACAAAAGUUAUCAACAUGACAUGUCGAAUUUGUUCAUUUUUUUUACUUCUAUCAACGAUAGGGGCACAUCGUUUGUCAUGCCAAUUUGCAGACUAUUCCGUUAGUUUAAGUUGUAACAUUAGUGCAAGUAUCAAGACAGUGUCUUUGAUUGAUAAUCAUGGAAAUGAUGUUGCAAGGUGUGCAUUAAAGGGAAGUUCUGGCAAUUGUUCUUCGAAAGAUUUCGUAAAGUCAGUCAUUAGAAACAAUGUAGUGAUAUUUCAUGUACACAGAAACCGGACGACUGACUUAAAUGGGAACUGGUUUUGUUCACAGGAAAACAUUAUGUACAGGCCAGAAAUCUUAUCAUCAAAAGCAGAUAAAACUGCCUCUACGAUCGUUAAUCUGGUUGGUAAAAUCGUUCAAGAAGACGAUACUCAAAGGCUGUUGUUGACUUGUUCUUCAUGCAGAACACCUAAUGAAAAUCAUGCGGAGUUUCUAAUAAACGACAAUUCAGUGGACAGUAUAACUUAUAACAAUGCCACAGGAAAAUGUACCUAUUCGUAUGGGGAGUGUUCUAGACGUGAAUGCAACUGCAGUUCCUCUGGAAAUGAGUUUUCACGCUUUUUUGUUUUGAAAAAACAGUUGAACACUAAAACAUAUUUUUCAUGUGACAUAAGAUUUCAUAUUAAAGACGAAGAACAAUUAGUAGUAUUCUCUAAGGUGUCAACUUUGUCUUUUAAUGGAACAGAUUUUACAGACAGAGGUACCCGGACAGUUAUCAUCAAAUUAACUGAUAUCAACAACCGACCAAAAGACAAAGACAGUAAUACAGCAAAUAUAUUGAUACCUGUAAUAAGUGCUUCUGUUAUUAUGGUAACCAUACUACUGACUGUAGCAGUAUAUUGCAAUCGAAAAGGAAGAAGAAGAGAAAAGAAAAAGAACAUUGUAUCAGAUGAAGACAUUCCAUUAUUAGACACGAAUGACAAGACAGUUCAAGUACACCCUAAAGAAUUAGACUCUUCUGGAACUCAUGACCAGUAUGUGCAGGUCAACUUUGAUGCAGAUAACUUUUUGUUUAACAGCACUUUGCCAGAGUCAAAUACUACGAGAGAAACUGAUAACCGGUGUGUGCAUGUCUUCUGUGAAGCAGAUAGCCUUUUGCCAAACAGCUUAUUUCAACUAUCAAAUAUAAAGACAGAAAAUCACGAAGAGACAGACGAUGAAGAUUACGUACAAGCGCCAGAUGAUUUAACAUCGGAAUCUAUACAUGACCGCAUUGAGACAGAAUCAAAACAGAACAAUGAUACUAUAAACAAGAGUAUAUCACCUCAACCAACGACAGGUUCUCAGAGCCGCAUGAAGAGACUAGACUAGCGGCAUUCUUCAAAAACUCGUAUCAACUCUGAUCACCAAAGCAUGAUGUAUGUUAUACAUGACAACUGCGUAUAUUUUUUAGAAGUCUUAACGUGAAUAUUGUUGUUAUUUUUAGUAGAAAGUUAGAAUAUAAAACAUUCAAACACGAGCUCGUCUUGCAAUUUUCUUCAAGAAAGAUCUUAACUUCUAGGAAAAAUAUGCUGUAUUUUAAAUAAAAUUUGUGGUUCGGAUUUUUAUGAUUUAUUUGUGUCACACUUGUGCCGCUUUAUAUGCUGUAUUACGCAAAUGUGCUACUUCGAUCUGUAGAAUAUCUAAUGAAGCUGUCCCAAUAGUAGUUUAUGAGAUGCAUUCCGUUGUUGAAAGUUCAAACUCUUUUAAAUAGAACAUUAUUAUUUAACCACCUAAUGAUAUUUUUUACAAGUGAACAAAAUCAAAAUAAUUAAAUACCUUCUUACUUGAAAUAAUUUCUUAUUUUGUAUACUGCAGAUCUAUAUUAAACAUCUAGGUAAACUUUUUGUUUCAUUUUC